CCCAUUUUGACUUUGCCGCGGGGAGCAGCGAAAUAGCAAAGCUAGAGAGAGACUCCAAUGUCUGUCGCCAACAGAAGUGCGAUCAGUGGAGCCCUACAUUUCUCCCGGUUAUCUUCUUCCUUUACCAGAAGCUUCACCACCUCUUCGCCGUCUCCCUCCACUCCGAACCCCAAUGCCCCGACUGCUUCGACUAAAACCAAGCGGAGGAAGAAGAAGAAGAACCUGUUCGAAGUAGUUCAGUUUUUGCCCAAUUGGGGAGUAGGAUACCAUGUCGCCAAGGCUCAUUGGGAUGAAAUAUCGUACCAGAUCACCAAAUUAAAUCUGUACAAGAGUGGCACGCAUGGCAAGGCAUGGGGCGUUGCUCAUAAAGAUGGUACGCGUAUCGCAGAAGCUCCGAAGAAGAUCAGUGGCGUUCACAAGCGCUGUUGGAAGUAUAUCGCUAGCUUACCGCGUUCGGGAGACAGCGACCCAUCAGCUGAAGUUCAAACUUCAUGACUGCAGAUUACAGUCCUUAAAUAUAGUCAGGUUUCUUAACUUCGUUAUAUGAGGGGCAUUCUGUGAUUUUAUUGUUGAAUAGAGGUUUAAGAAUCUGGUUGAUAUUUGUGAAUCAGUGUUUUUGUCCUGCUCCUGCUGUGAGAUGAAUACAAUAAUGUUUCCUUUUUUAAACGUGGAAAGUGUCGAAGAGUUCA
Messenger RNA from Cucurbita moschata (crookneck pumpkin), 689 nucleotides. RefSeq lists its product as uncharacterized. Gene Ontology annotation, molecular function: structural constituent of ribosome. The transcript has 3 exons. Gene Ontology annotation, cellular component: mitochondrion. The record is from RefSeq and is a predicted model, not a curated record. Bases 58 to 495 code for a protein of 145 amino acids. Lineage: Eukaryota; Viridiplantae; Streptophyta; Magnoliopsida; Cucurbitales; Cucurbitaceae.